GGCGGAGCUGGCCCCGACGUGGUUGGGGAUGAAUGCUUUGGUGAGACGCGGAGUGGCCCGCGCGGGCAUUCCCUGUAUUUGGAGAGGGAAAUUCUUCAGCUCCGGGAAUGAGCCGGCAGAAAGUCACCAGGUGACGCCGAUGCUGCGGCAUCUUAUGUAUAAAAUAAAGUCUACAGGUCCCAUCACUGUGGCAGAGUACAUGAAGGAGGUUUUGACCAACCCAGCCAAGGGAUAUUAUGUGCAUCAUGAUAUGCUAGGAGAAAAAGGAGACUUCAUAACCUCACCUGAAAUAAGUCAGAUCUUUGGGGAGCUGCUAGGGGUAUGGUUUGUAAGUGAAUGGAUGAGCUCUGGAAAAAGUAGUGCUUUCCAGCUGGUGGAGCUGGGCCCAGGCCGGGGCACCCUCACUGGAGACAUUUUGAGGGUGUUCAGUCAGCUUGGGUCUGUGCUAAAAAACUGUGACAUUUCAGUCCACCUAGUAGAGGUGAGCCCAAAGUUAAGUGAGAUUCAAGCACUGACCCUGACGGAGGAGAAGCUCCCUUUGGAGAGAGAUGCUGACUCCCUGGUGUACAUGAAAGGUGUCAGCAAGUCUGGGAUUCCAGUCUCCUGGUACCGAGAUCUGAAGGACGUCCCUAAAGGAUACAGCUUUUAUCUCGCACAUGAGUUUUUUGAUGUUCUUCCCGUGCAUAAAUUUCAGAAAACACCACAAGGAUGGAGAGAAGUGCUUAUUGAUAUCGACCCACAGGUGUCUGAUAAGCUGAGGUUUGUCCUGGCGCCUUGUGCAACCCCAGCAGAAGCCUUCAUACAGCACGAUGAAAGAAGGGACCAUGUAGAAGUCUGUCCCGACGCUGGCAUUAUCAUACAGGAACUGGCUCAGCGCAUUGCACUCACUGGAGGCGCUGCCCUGAUUGCGGACUACGGUCACGAUGGGACGAAGACAGACACCUUCAGAGGCUUCUGUGGACACCAGCUUCAUGAUGUCUUAAUUGCUCCUGGAACAGCUGACCUGACAGCUGAUGUGGACUUCAGUUAUCUGCGCAAAAUGGCCCAGGGAAAAGUAGCCUCUCUGGGUCCAGUAGAGCAACAGAAAUUUUUAAAAAACAUGGGCAUUGAUGUCCGGCUGAAGGUUCUUUUAGAUAAAGCAGAUGAGGUAUCUGUGAAGCAGCAGUUACUUCGGGGGUAUGAUAUGUUAAUGAACCCUCAGAAGAUGGGAGAAAGAUUCAACUUCUUUGCCUUGCUACCUCAUCAGAGACUUCAUGGUGCAAGUCAAGAAAGGAAUGCCCGUCAGUCAAAAACCCCCACAUCAUCUGUAGCUGGGUUUGAUGAACUUGUUUGGCAGUGAAUAGUUCAACUUGGACUUUUUAUACCUCAGUGUGCUUUAAAAAUCAAAAUAAACUCAUUUUGUAUAUUGAA
This is a messenger RNA of Arvicola amphibius (Eurasian water vole), 1410 nucleotides long. RefSeq names its product NADH:ubiquinone oxidoreductase complex assembly factor 7 (gene Ndufaf7). Gene Ontology annotation, biological process: mitochondrial respiratory chain complex I assembly. The coding region runs from base 29 to 1339 and encodes 436 amino acids. The transcript is spliced from 10 exons. Lineage: Eukaryota; Metazoa; Chordata; Mammalia; Rodentia; Cricetidae. Gene Ontology annotation, cellular component: mitochondrion. Gene Ontology annotation, molecular function: protein-arginine omega-N symmetric methyltransferase activity. The record is from RefSeq and is a predicted model, not a curated record.